Rhodamnia argentea is the source of this 780-nucleotide messenger RNA. RefSeq lists its product as uncharacterized. The transcript has 3 exons. The record is from RefSeq and is a predicted model, not a curated record. The coding region runs from base 90 to 530 and encodes 146 amino acids. Lineage: Eukaryota; Viridiplantae; Streptophyta; Magnoliopsida; Myrtales; Myrtaceae.
UCGCUGCUGCUGCUGCUCCUGCUCCUGAGAACUUCUGAAUUCCUCAUUCACUCGUACAGCCUCUACUUUUGUAGAAAAAAUACUUGAGAAUGGCACUAAUGGAGGAACCGAUAAUCUCUCGCAUUGAUCGCUUGGACAACAUGAUAAAGCAACUGGAGGAGAUUGGAGGGUGUAGCAGAUCAUUCACAAAGAGCUCAUCUGGUGCGUCAACCCCAUCAAGCGGGACUCUGACCAGUGAAGGGCACGCCUCGUCCGUUGACUUCUCUCCAGAGAGUCUGGAGAAGUACUGUCGUCCGCUUGACCAUGUGAUGGUGGAGACCGAGGCCAAAGGCAGUCUCGUUGAGAGGCUCCAUCAUUUAGAGGUCCGUCUCCACAAGCUAUGUUUGCAGGUGGAGGAGGAGUUGGUGGCGGAGAGGAAGACGAUACAAGGCAAGUCUCAGAAGAAGGGUCGUAAAAAGAAGGGAUUAAAGCAGAUGGUGAAGAGCUUGGUCGAAGGAGGUCGCAAACACCAUAAAUCCACUUCCGAUUAGCAACGCGGAGCACUUUUGCAUGCACGCAAUGCAUGAAGUUGCCUUCCCUUCAGGGAUUUUUGCUUUGUUUUCUUCUCUUCUCUCCUUUUGUUUUAAUUUGAAAGGCUUGAGACGGUUUUGUCGCCCGAGUACGAGUAGGAAAGAGGGAGCACGAUCCCAGGUUGUGCUUGUGCUUGUAGAUAUGUGACAUGUUUAGUAAGUCCAAGCGGUGAAAAAAAUAAAGAGCCUCGACUGUGCAGCCUUUGUAGCA